Messenger RNA from Chiloscyllium plagiosum (whitespotted bambooshark), 2889 nucleotides. NCBI's taxonomy places the organism in Eukaryota, Metazoa, Chordata, Chondrichthyes, Orectolobiformes, Hemiscylliidae. The record is from RefSeq and is a predicted model, not a curated record.
GGUCACGGAGGAGAGAAACAGGCAGGACGGAGAGGGAGAGAGGGAGAGAGAGAGACACAACAGGCUGGUGGGACUCCAACACCAUCUCUGGAGGGCUCCGACGGCUCAGAUUGGGUGGAUGACCUGGGGAGGCGGGUCGUGCAGGCAAGAGGACUGACAAACCCCUUCAAUCCGCCCGCCCUCCGCCCAACACAGCAACAGGACAACCACUGUCGCUCCUAUCAGAGAGUGCAAUCACACAUUUCCUCCUGUUCGAUGGCACUUCUGAAGAAGAGAAAAUAAAAGAAUCGUGUUGGAACUAUUGCUUGCUCAUUGGGCCUUAUUUUGUGAUAACGUUUUCACAAGGUUAAGACUACAGGCAGUCCUGUUGGCCUCGACGCAGGAGAAUGGAGGAAUCUUCAGGCCAGUCAAGGUGGUUAAACCACCAGGCCCUACUGAGUGCAGGCCAGGAGUCCCUGCUCCACUAUACAGACGAGAUCCCCAUUCCGUCCAGCACCAACGAAGCUGAUGCUUUCUUCAGCCAUGCCGAGGGGGACGGCAGCCUGGCCCAGCCGUACUACACCAGCCCGGUUCACAGCAGGGCUGUCGGGAGUUACCGACAUGGUGAGUACAAACUCCCGCUCCCAAAGGAAGGGACAACUGAACCGCCACCUUACACCAGCAAUGCCGUCCCUCUCUGUUCUGGAGCUGAGAACAGCAAGAUCCCAUGGGCGGAAUUGCAGCUGUGUCACGCUCCAACCCUCAGAUCCCCGUCACCGGGUAAAAGCAACCCAAUGAUCUUCACCACCAGAGGCUGCUUCCUGGCCCAGUCGCUCAGCACUGACACUGUUCCCUUCCCUGUUCUCCCCCAGCACUGUGCCUGCUCUGUGGCCCGGUCUCCCAGACACAGACUGACCACUGCCCUAUGUGUUUUCCUUUCAGAGGCCCGGGAAUGUGUGAACUGCGGAGCAACAGCUACACCUCUGUGGCGGAGAGAUGGGACUGGACACUACCUCUGUAAUGCCUGCGGCCUCUACCACAAAAUGAAUGGCCAGAACCGACCACUCAUUAGGCCCAAGAAGCGCUUGAUUGUGAGCAAGCGAGCAGGCACGCAGUGUGCAAACUGCCACACUAGCACCACCACGCUGUGGCGCCGUAACAUCAAUGGAGACCCAGUCUGCAACGCCUGUGGGCUGUACUACAAAUUACACCAUGUGAACAGACCUCUGACUAUGAAGAAGGAUGGUAUCCAGACCCGCAACCGGAAGGUUUCGAACAAAUCAAAGAGGGUAAAGAAAUCCCAGGAGCACUUUGGCGAGCUGCCCAAGGACAUGGGGAAUGAGGGUUCCCCUUUCCCUUUGGGCUCAGCUGCCUUCCAGAGCCAGCUGACCUCUGUCGGUCACAUGGUGCCCUACAGCCAUGCCCCUCACCUGCUGGCCAACCCCCUGCACCCUCAGCCGAGCCUAAGCUACAGCCAUCACCCCUCAACCAGCAUCGUGUCAGCCCUCAGCUAGGUAGACUCCUUCCCACCCUGCUGGAGAGUAGCCCCUACUCUGGGAUCUCACGCCGAUGGAUAACAGAUACACCAAACCCCACACCAUACCCAUGUGGGAGCCGAAACCGUGCAAACUCUAACUGCUCGACGUGCACAUGCUCCCGGCAAAGGGGCAACAAAUUCACACUUCAACAGACUGUACAGAUUUUCUCCGUAAGAGGUUAACCUCUGCCCUGGGUGUGAUCUGGGUUCCUGGCCAAAGCCAGCUACACAUAUAGUAUUUUUGGAUACAAAUAUAUGUAUAAAUAAGUAAUCCCAUAUUUACACAUCAACUGGCGACUUUGUUAUAUCCAACACUUGCUCAACCGACCACAUUGAAGAGCGAGAGCAGAGAAUGAAGGAUCCGGGCGAGGAGGAGAAUAUUGUUCUUUAUCAAACUCUUGUCAAAUAUCUUGACACACCAACUUGGUCACCAGGUAACCACCACUUUCUGAUGCGUUUCUUUCCCACUGUGUUUGCAAUGCGGUCCUCAGCUGAGACUACUCCAUGGCAACAUCUCAACCAACCAAGACAUGACACGUUGGCAAAUUCGCACUCCUUGGCUCCAAGCAUGAUAAAUUAUGAAAUUUGGCAUUCUUGCAUGUGUCCUGAUGUCAAGACACAUCACCAGUGCUUCUCAAUUAAUUCCCAGCAAUACCCUGUUACAGAUGAAUUAAGGAAAAUAGAUCCUGGUCCUUUCGAGAAGUGCAUUUGGAAGAAUCUUUCAGUGACAUGGCCUCAGGAAUUCACUCUAUGCCUUUUGUUUGGGAACCUCCUCCUACUACAUUCUUUCCCAAUCUCUGUAACCACCACCUGUACCGACACUCCCCCAUCUGUCACCUCCUCCAGCCCUGACAUUCCCCAUCUCUGUCACCUCCUCCAGCCCCUACACCCCUAAACCUUUCACCUCCUCCAUCCUUCAGUCUCCUCUAUCUCUAUAACAUCGUCCAGUUGCUACAAUCUUCACUAACUUUGUCUCUGAUAUCUUCUGCAGCCCCUCUGAGAUCUCUGAACUCCUCCAUUGCUCUGCCAUUGUUGGUCAUGCCUUCAGCUCUUUGUUUGAGAGGUGGGGACAUUGUCUGAGCUUUAGAACGCCCUCCCUAAACCUGCCUACCUCACUUUAUGCCCUUCUUUAAAAUGACCCGUUGUGACUGCUGUUUUGGUCACUUGUCUCUAACAUCACCUUACUUGACUCAGCGUCUGAUUUUAUUUUGUACUGCUCUUACAAAGUGCCUUGGGGAUGUUUUAUUUCGCUGAGUGCUCUGUAAAAACGUGACUUGUCAAUGUUGUUGUGUUAGUUGCUCUGUAAGAACUAUCAAGUGCAAUGGACAAUGUGUAUUUUAUGUAUUACAGUAUAUUACAGCAUUAACCAUUAA